AAUGCAGAUACAGGUAAAAUGCAGUUGCGGAGAGGGGAAAUGCCCAGAAUGGGCUGUUCUAGAGCUUCAAGGUGUUGUUGAAGCUCAACCCUCCUUCAAAGAUAAACUCCAAAAUCUCCAAAUUGGCACUCUUUGUCGCCCCACUUCCCAGGAAACUUAUACAUUUACGGUUGGAUAUCAUGAGUUGACUGGAACCAAGGUGCCCCUGAAAAAGCCCAUGUUAGUAUUGAAGAAAAUCAAAUUUGCCAUUGAAGAAGAGAAGGGUGAUGUCAAUUCAUCAAGGGUGGAAUUGGACGUUAUUGGAGUAAUUCGUCAACGGAUUCUUUUUAAAACCAGACCCAAGGCGCUCAUAUCAAAGCCUCAACCUACUGGGAAGGAAAAAGUCAGCGCGGCAGUGUCCUCUAUGUCCAAUUGAAUCGUAUCGUGCAUGUAAUUUUGUCAAGCUCCAAGGUAGAGGCGUUGAUUGUUCUGUUCUUCUAGGUGAAGGGUCGAAUGCUAGUGUUGCAAAAUAACUCCAUUGUAUAUCACCCUCUAAUUUCCUUGAUCGGCUGAAAUACUGUGUGACCUGGAACUUUUACAGUGCAAGUAAUUUGAUAUAAAGACUAAUGUCAUCCUUAGAUUAUAAUA
Molecule: messenger RNA, 627 nt
Organism: Lycium ferocissimum
Lineage: Eukaryota; Viridiplantae; Streptophyta; Magnoliopsida; Solanales; Solanaceae
Exons: 3
Coding region: 2-415 (137 amino acids)
Biological process (GO): mitotic sister chromatid cohesion
Cellular component (GO): Ctf18 RFC-like complex
Source: RefSeq, a predicted model, not a curated record